CACUCGGGCCACUCCUCGGCGGUGCGGCAGCCCGGGCCGGACUCCACUGCGCCUCUGAGGGGCUCAAACACACAUUCAAGAUCUGUGGCCACUUGUUCACAUGGUUUCGAGGCACAAUGAGGCAUGCUGGCUCUUGGAAACUCUGGCUCUGGGUGGCAGUGCUUCUGCUUCCGGCUUCCAUUUCCGUGACGGUCAGGGACAAGUCAGAAAGUCAGUGUCCUUUACUGAGAACAGAGGGACAUCAGUUUACCCAGGACAACAGAGAUAAGCUUGAAGUUUCAGGUUUUGACCUAGGAGAGAGCUUUUCUCUGAGACGUGCAUUUUGUGAAGGUGAUAAAACCUGUUUCAAAUUGGGAAGUGCAUUUCUUAUUAGAGAUACCAUUAAGAUAUUUCCCAAAGGCCUUCCUGAUGAGUAUGCCAUAGCAGCUAUGUUUCGAGUACGAAGAAGCACCAAAAAGGAACGGUGGUUCCUGUGGCAGGUUUUAAACCAACAGAAUAUACCACAGGUUUCUAUAGUAGUUGAUGGUGGAAAGAAGGUGGUGGAAUUUAUGUUCCGAGCUCCUGAGGGAGAUGUGUUGAACUACAUUUUUAAAAAUCGAGAACUCCGUCCUUUGUUUGAUCGUCAAUGGCAUAAACUUGGCAUUGGUUUACAAUCCCGGGGCAUUUCACUCUAUAUGGAUUGUAAUUUAAUUGCAAGCCGGCAUAUAGAUGAAAAGGACACUGUGGACCUUCGUGGAAGGACUGUUAUUGCUGCACGAGCUUCUGAUGGCAAGCCUGUGGACAUUGAACUUCGCCAAUUUAAAAUCUACUGUAACUCAAACUUCCUAGCUCAAGAAACAUGUUGCGAAAUAUCAGAUACUAAGUGUCCAGAGCAGAAUGGCUAUGGAAAUACUGCAUCAUCACUGUUACCUGCUCACGCCAGUAAAAUGUCUGCCUAUCUCCCAGCAAAGCAGGAACUUCAAGACCAGUGCCAGUGCAUUCCAGACAAGGGAGAAGCAGGAUUGCCAGGAACUCCAGGCUCACCUGGUCAGAAAGGGGAUAAAGGAGAACAGGGUGAAAAUGGUUUACAUGGAGCUCCAGGCUUAGCUGGUCAAAAGGGAGAGCAAGGUUUUGAAGGCAGCAAAGGAGAAAUUGGUGAAAAGGGUGAACGAGGAGAAAAAGGAGAUCCAGGCCUGGCUGGCAUUAAUGGACAAAAUGGUUUGAAAGGUGACUUGGGUCCUCGUGGUCCACCUGGCCCAAAAGGAGAAAAGGGAGAUACCGGACCUCCAGGACCACCAGCCUUAACUAGUUCCCUGGGGAUACAGGGCCCACAGGGUCCACCUGGAAAAGAAGGUCAGAGGGGAAGACGAGGAAAAACAGGUCCUCCAGGAAAACCAGGCCCCCCAGGACCACCUGUGAGUAAACAGUAG
This is a messenger RNA of Mirounga angustirostris (Northern elephant seal), 1409 nucleotides long. It is a transcript of the gene COL19A1, whose product is annotated as collagen type XIX alpha 1 chain. The transcript is spliced from 16 exons. Bases 117 to 1409 code for a protein of 430 amino acids. The record is from RefSeq and is a predicted model, not a curated record. Lineage: Eukaryota; Metazoa; Chordata; Mammalia; Carnivora; Phocidae.